AUGAUUCAAUUUUUAGAAAGAAUCAACCGAAAUGAGAAAAAAUCAACUGAAUAUAAUGAUCAAAUUUUAAAUCGAUCAUAUGGCUCGUUAAGCCGACGAAAAAAAGAUCGAAUUAUCGGAAGUGAAGAAAGAAUACAUCAAAGAUCUCAUAGUGUUGGCAACGAUAAUCAUUUCUCAAUUUGUUUGUCACCGUAUAAGCAAAAUCUCAGCAAUAUGGUAUCAACUCGAUACAGUAGUAAUCAUUCAGGUUGCAAUAGUGGUAGUAACACUGGUGGUAAUGGUAGUAGUAGUAGUAGUAGUGGUAAUGGUAACGGUAAUGGAUUGUUAAAUCCGUUCAAAGCAACGAAGAAAUUUUUCAAAAAGAUAUAUGAUACAGCAACAUUACCUAGUCGAUUACAUUCAAAAGUAUUAGCUUCAAGUGUAAUAGAACAAAACGAAAUUCCAACAACAUCAAUAUCAUCAUCAUCAAAAUAUUCAUUUUUUGAUGCAAGUUAUUCCUUGGAAUUACCGGAUGAUGAUGAGCCAUCAUAUCAGUAUGAUUAUGAUAUUAUCAAUUCAAAUACAACAAAUUCCUGCAUUAUUGCCAAUCAUGAUUCUAAUUCUGCACCAUUAAUAAUGAAACCAGUAAGGGUAAUUGAAGAUACAAUGAAUAAUGAUUCGGGUUUGUCACGAUCAAUAAGUUCCAAUGAUUCACAAAAAACAUCUUCCGGUGAUUUUCGUUCCUGGAAUGAAGUUUUCAAUCAUCUCAAACGUGAAAUGGCCUAUAUGCGGCAACGUGAUGCGCAAAUUUUUGCUGACUUACAAUUUGUGGAACGUCAAUUACGAAAUGUGAAAAAUCAGGCCAUGGGAAAAUGCGAUCAUGCAAUGAGUAAUAACAAUAAUAAUAAUAAUAUUGAUGACAUUAAUGGCAAUGAUAAUAAUAAUGAUAAUAAUAAUAAUAACAAUAAUAAUAAUAAUAACAAUAAUAAUAAUAAUAGCAUAAAUAUGAAUAAUAAUAGUGAUAGACAUAUUUUGAAUAAACGACAAAUUAAAUUAGGCGAAUUAGUUGAAAGUAUGCCAUUAUAA
This is a messenger RNA of Loa loa (African eye worm), 1065 nucleotides long. RefSeq lists its product as hypothetical. The transcript is spliced from 5 exons. The record is from RefSeq and is a predicted model, not a curated record. Bases 1 to 1065 code for a protein of 354 amino acids. NCBI's taxonomy places the organism in Eukaryota, Metazoa, Nematoda, Chromadorea, Rhabditida, Onchocercidae.